UCCUUUCAUUCGCGGUAUUGACCAAGGGUCUCAAGAUCACAACUCAAGCAACAGCGCCAGCAUCACCAGUGCGAGCAAGUAUUGAAAUCUGAGCCCCCUUUUUCAGACUCUUUUGUACCCUACCUCUGGGUAGAAAGUGACAGUUCUCGUUUGUGAAGAGAAGAAGUAGGAGCGCGCUCUGGAGGCUCUCCCUGUCCCUAGGCUACAUCCAUAUCACUACAGCAGUAGCAGCCCACCCCUCUCCUCGGGUUCUCACGCUGGCACGCCGUGGCUUCCACUCUGGGACUGGCAGCUACACUGUGCACCAAGGCUGUUUAGGAGGUGGCGCCAGCGGGCUGCCACAAAUUGAGCUUGCCCCUUUUACUUAUAUCUGCUGCAUUCUGGACCUGAGGACACAAGUGCAAAGGUCGGAAACGGGAACAGGAGGACACUAGUGAUCGCAGAAGGUGAGGAUAUCCCAGUUGCUGUGCUUGGGGCUUCUUGGACUACCCCCACCUCGUCUUUCUUUGCAACCCUUAGUAACAGCAGGCUUUCGGAAGGUAUGCUGAUAAGUGCCUCAGUUCUGGGAUUGUAAAUCGGUCAUUUUUUGGAUGUUACCCGUAGCAGCACAACUGUCGUGAUCUAGGUGCUCUGCACAAGGGGGACAGUCUGGGUUGGAAACGUUGGAAAAGCCCAUGUUACAGACUCCAUUCACUUUUAUUGCAUCAUCAAUAACUUUAUUUUGAGGUUUGCAUCGCUCGUGAAACUGAAAUCACGAGCAGCGUGUGACUUAUUUUCAGUGCCUUGCUUGGCUGCAAGUGCCCACCCUGCCGAAGCAUGAGGGAAGAGGAUGUCUGAGGCCAUAUGGGGCAGUAGAAGGGAGGUGCACAGCUGCAGCUCCAAAGGAAUGACUGCUUUGUGGUGUAUACUUUUCCUCUAUGCAGUGACCGUGAAAAGCAUUCCAGCACCUAGGCUGCCCCUCUCUGAACUGCAAGGACAAACGACCAAUAAACUGCCAGUUGCUGAGUCUUCUUCUGCAGAAGAGCACUUAUAUGGAAAUGGAGACACUGUUGAGCUUGCUUGCAAUUCCCCUGGUUCUGCUUUGCCUGUCUUGUGGUUCAAGGAUGGGAUGGGUGUUGUGCCAACCAACAGGACUCACUUAGGACAGCGACAGCUGAGGAUCAUCAAUGUUUCGUAUGAGGACUCUGGGGUGUAUACCUGCACAGUGAAACAUUCAAAUGAAGUCAUCAGUAACUAUACGGUAAAAGUCACAGAUUCACUGUCUUCAGGUGAUGAUGAAGAUGAUGAGGAGGAAUCUGAAGAUGCAGUGGCGCCAUAUUGGACACGACCUGACCGAAUGGAAAAAAAGCUGCUUGCACUUCCUGCUGCUAACACAGUGCGCUUCCGAUGCCCAGCUGCUGGGAAUCCAUUGCCAGCAAUCCACUGGCUUAAAAAUGGCAAGGAAUUCAAAGGUGAACAUCGAAUUGGGGGUAUUAAGCUCAGACACCAGCAGUGGAGUUUGGUAAUGGAAAGUGUUGUCCCAUCAGACCGUGGAAACUAUACAUGCGUUGUAGAAAAUAAAUAUGGAAGUAUCAGCUAUACUUAUCAGCUGGAUGUACUGGAGCGAUCACCUCAUCGGCCUAUUUUACAGGCUGGGUUACCUGCAAAUCAGACAGUAAGACUCGGCAGUGAUGUGGAGUUUCAUUGCAAGGUGUACAGUGAUGCACAGCCUCACAUACAGUGGCUAAAGCAUGAAGAGGUGAACGGCAGCAAAUAUGGAGCUGAUGGGACACCGUAUGUCACAGUACUAAAAUCCUGGGUCAGUAAAGAGACUGAGGCUGAUGUCAUGCUAAGUCUGUACAAUGUGACAGAACACGAUGAAGGAGAAUAUCUGUGUAGAGGCAUCAAUUUCGUAGGCAGAGCUGAAAUACCAUUCUGGCUUGGCAUUCUCAGAUCGAAACCAGCGGAGGAACCAAUGAAAGAAGACAUCUCUGCAUCUGUCUAUGCAGAUAUUCUCAUCUAUGUGACUGGCUGCAUCCUUAUCAUACUGACUGUUGUCAUAGUGAUCCUGUGUAGAAUGAGGAUGUCAAAUAAGAAAGCACUUCCUGUACCACCUGUUCAAAAACUGUCUAAAUUCCCUCUCAAGAGACAGGUAACAGUGUCUCUGGAAUCAAACUCUUCCAUGAAUUCCAACACUCCUUUAGUGAGGAUAACACGACUGUCAUCUAGUGAUGGACCAGUUCUGGCAAAUGUCUUGGAGUUAGAAUUGCCUGCAGAUCCUAAGUGGGAAUUUCCACGAUCAAGACUGACCUUGGGAAAGCCGCUGGGUGAAGGUUGCUUUGGCCAGGUGGUUAUGGCAGAAGCAAUCGGAGUUGACAAGGACAAGCCAAAUAAGGCAUGCACAGUAGCAGUCAAGAUGUUGAAAGAUGAUGCUACAGAUAAGGACUUAUCUGACUUGGUCUCGGAAAUGGAAAUGAUGAAGAUGAUCGGAAAGCAUAAAAACAUCAUCAACCUUCUUGGCGCAUGUACACAGGAUGGUCCACUCUACGUUCUUGUAGAAUUUGCAUCAAAAGGAAACUUAAGAGAAUACCUGAGGGCACGUCGUCCACCUGGUAUGGAUUAUUCCUUUGAUACAAGCAAGAUUCCAGCUGAACAUCUAACAUUCAAAGAUUUAGUGUCCUGUGCAUAUCAGGUUGCUCGUGGCAUGGAGUAUUUAGCAUCACAAAAGUGCAUUCAUCGAGACCUGGCAGCAAGAAAUGUUUUGGUGACUGAAGAUAAUGUGAUGAAGAUAGCAGAUUUUGGCCUUGCCAGAGAUGUGCACAAUAUAGACUACUAUAAGAAAACAACAAAUGGUCGACUGCCUGUGAAAUGGAUGGCUCCAGAGGCAUUGUUUGAUCGGGUGUACACUCAUCAGAGUGAUGUCUGGUCCUACGGUGUUCUGCUAUGGGAGAUCUUCACACUGGGAGGAUCUCCAUAUCCUGGCAUUCCUGUCGAAGAAUUAUUUAAACUGUUAAAGGAAGGACACCGAAUGGACAAACCUGCUAAUUGCACACAUGACUUGUAUAUGAUAAUGAGAGAAUGUUGGCAUGCAGUCCCUUCGCAAAGGCCUACAUUCAAGCAGUUAGUUGAAGACCUUGACAGGGUGCUGACGUUGACGUCUACUGAUGAGUAUCUGGAUUUGUCAGUGCCAUUUGAACAGUAUUCACCUACUUGUCAGGACUCGCAGAGCACCUGCUCUUCAGGAGACGACUCUGUAUUUAGUCAUGAUCCCUUGCCUGAUGAACCAUCCCUACUGAAGCAGUGUAAUGGCAUCAUCAGGACAUGAACCUCGCUGCUCGGGAAAUUCACAAGUACAAAAACGUAUAUGCCUAGCAGCCUUGGGUAUACCAUACAGUGAUGGGGAAAAGAUAUUUGAAUUAAGACAACUGAGAUGAAUGAAAGGAGAGUUUAUUUUUGAGCUUUAUACCUGGAAAUGCUGUAUACUAAGUCAAGAUACACUGUGUGGCAUAAAGGAACUAUGUAAAGUUUUCUUCCAUAGUGGAAUAUUAAACUAGGGGUACCAACCUCUGGUAUUGUACUGUAAAUUGUCCAAGCUACCAUUCUGUGCCUAAAAUGCAUUGAAGACAACAAAGAGUGAUAUAUAGAUAUAAUGUUGUAAAAUAUUGAAAUGUUAUUCUUGUAAAAAAAUAUAUAAAAUGAUCCUUUUUGAGAGAGUUGAAGCACGGGGCAGUCUCCUGGUAUUCAUAGCCGUUAACCAUUAAUAAUGCAUGUAGGAAAAACCUUGGAAUUCAGUUAAACAGGUUAGUAAUAGUAAUUAUAUGUUCGACACAAUUCAUAAUCUGCAGUUGCCUGCAAGAGGCACUGUCUUUGCAAAUUGAGAUACUACUGUUGUUAGAUGGCACUUGUUUAACAGGAAAAAUGAAUCCUCAGUAUAAAUACAUUACAUUAUAAUAAGGUUGCUGUAAAUAAUUACUGUACCACCUUUUUGUAACUGAAUCACCUUGCCAUUUCCUCCCUAUUCAUAGUGAGUAAUGGCCAUCCGCUGUGAGUACCAGUUGGCUAGAACCUUAUUCUUAAUGUAAAAAAGAGACGUAUUCUAGGCAGAUGUAAAUAUAUAAAUAAAAAUUGUAUGAUAUUGCAGUGACAGCAUUAUUCUUUAUACAUUUACGUAGUUAACUAUCCCAUUCACCAUUAAAAGCACAUCACUGUUUAGGGUUUUCUGAUUAAUGCCUUUGGGUAUUCUGUUCAAACUGUGCAGCAGUUUACAAAAUUGUAUUUGCUUGUCAUGUAUAUUUGUAAAGUUAUUUAUAGAAUUUUGGCUUAUUUGUUCAUAGUUCUAAAUAGAUAAUAGAUUUGUUUACUGUAAACAUCUUAAUUUACAGUGUUUAAUUUUUUUAACUUAUUAACAGUAGAAAAUAACUUAAAUCACAUGAAUCAGUUGAAUAGCUGAUUUCUGCUUUACUUCAUUUAGCACACUGUCAACUCUGAAUGGAUGUGUAAAAACAAUUGUAGUUCCUUUAAAACGACUCACAAAUGUCAUAAGCAAUAUUGUGUUUUUAAAGGCAUUGCUUUGUCUUGGAUUGUGGUGAAUUGUACAAUUGUUGAUCUUUCUUUCACAGUGGGUAUCUAAUGAUUAACAAAGAAGGACAUAGGGUCUGUGAGGUAUGUUUGAAACGUGUUUGCAGAGGCAGAAUAUGUAAGGACUUGCUUUAUUACAGGGUUAGAGAUUGGAUGUCCAUGUGCAGGGAAGUAUUUCAUCCCUGCACAUCUUUAUUUUAAUUAGUGUGCAUUACCAUUUGUUUUCAAAUGAAGGUGGGCUUCAUGCUUGUCUUGAGCAAUAAUGAAGCUAAAAUGUGUUAAAGACGUGUCUGUGAUUUUUUUUUUUUUUUGAGGGGGUGGUUCUAGAGCUGCACUAGAUUUAGAUCAUAUGUGUAAUAGUAUAUUAAAAGCUAAUUAAAAUUUAAAAUUUCCAUUGGCAGUGCAAUGAAUAUGAAAUCUCCUUCAUCCGUCAGUGACAGAUACUGUUGAGUCUAGUGUGCUGUAUUCAUGUUCCACAUUUUCAUUUAUUUAAACUGAGAUCAUACCUUUUCUAAAAUGAACCAUGUUAGAUAAACCAAAUACAUGUGCAACAAUAACUCCAAAGCAUGAAUGAAAAAAAUAUAUAUACGAUAGAAGCUGAAUGAGUACUUAUCGGUCUUCAAAGGAUACCUUUUUUUGUAUAGAAUGUUACUGGCUAUUUAACUGUUUCUGAGAAUGUAAUUGAUAUUAUCCCAUGUGGAAGGGGUUAGAAUGUGAUAGAUAGUGGGAACAUAGAACAGGGCACAGUUAAAACAAAACUUUUGUUCAAAUAGCUCUAACACUUUGUCCAUUACUAAAGUAACUGGCUGUAUUUACAUAGAGUAAGGGUACUGAAGUACAAUAACAAUGACCAAAACAAUAUUCAUAGCUUUUACUGUGCCCUGUGUUUGGUGGUAUUUAUGGACCUUGUGGUUUAUAAAUUAUUCUUAACUCACUAUCUGUAGGCUACACAUGUAUGUGCUGGCUGGCAAAUAUCUGCACAUGUUACUGGUACACAUGGUUCUAGCUGCUAAACACCAUAAAAUAGUAAACAUUCAAACAGUACAAACUUCUGUGGGGGUGAUCUUCCUCACAGAAGUGGGGGUUGCCUUCCCUGAGUCACUGUGAGAUAUUAAGGCUUGCUGCUCAGUAAACAUCUCUCACCACUGCAGUGUGGAGAGUGUUGUCUUCCUUUAGUUAUUGGUGCCAAGAAGGGAGGGACAUCCUAGGUUUACUACUGGUGCUUGAGCUGAGAAAGUUUUGUAACUGUUGUACCUGUAAUUCUUACCUAGAUCAGCAGUUACACCGCUGCAUUCUUAGCCAGUUAACAUUCAUGUUUCUAAUAUUCAAACACUUGUUAUAACCAUGAAGCGCUUCUUUUAUUAGGAAAAUAUAAUUUAUAGUGCAGGUUUAUAAGAAGAUGUUAAUAGUAUAGAGUUCUAUAGCUGUGUGAUUUUUGUUUGUAAAGGUUUAUAGGAGAAAAAGAUUUCCAGUAUUUUCAUACAAAUGUUUGCUAAUGUGUACAUUCCAGGUACCUACUGCAUUGUUUUUAUUUUCAAUGUUGAAAAAAAUGUACAGACUUGUGCAUGAUUUUCAGAAGUUAUUAGAUUAUCUAUCUAAUUUAUUGAGUUUUUGCGAACUAUAUAUAUUGUAGGCAAGCAGACUUAACAUUUCUUAUGUUUAUAGCCUGAGCAGUUACCAUGACUAAUGUCUGUCUUCUGUCUUGAAUGUAUCAUUCAUGUCACAUUCCGCAGUUGAAAAUGCUUAAUUAAAACUGUUUUCACAUA
Messenger RNA from Protopterus annectens (West African lungfish), 6323 nucleotides. RefSeq names its product fibroblast growth factor receptor 3 (gene FGFR3). Bases 830 to 3304 code for a protein of 824 amino acids. The record is from RefSeq and is a predicted model, not a curated record. Gene Ontology annotation, cellular component: membrane; signaling receptor complex. NCBI's taxonomy places the organism in Eukaryota, Metazoa, Chordata, Ceratodontiformes, Protopteridae. Gene Ontology annotation, molecular function: fibroblast growth factor receptor activity; ATP binding; fibroblast growth factor binding. Gene Ontology annotation, biological process: positive regulation of cell population proliferation; fibroblast growth factor receptor signaling pathway; multicellular organism development. The transcript has 18 exons.